ACGUCAGCGGCGCGGCUGCCUUCCGGUGGAGGUGACAGUGACUGAGGAAACUCGUCCUGCCGCAGUCGCUUUCUAACAGGCCCCUGUUCCUACGGAUAAACUUGUUCAGCCUGUCGCCCCUAGGAUCGGUGGGGGGGGGGGCGGAAAAGACAGGCCCAUCGCCCUCCCGCUCCGACUGUCGACUUCGUUUUCUGUGGGGUGGGCUUCUGAAGCGUUAACUGGGUGGCUAAGAUGGCGGCCGCGGGGAGCGGGGAAGAAGAGCGCAGCCUGCGAGAGUGUGAGCAGUAUGUCCACAAGCACAACAUCCAGCAGGUCCUCAAGGACUGCAUCGUUCAGCUCUGCAUCGCCAGGCCCGAGAAACCCAUCACCUACCUCAGGGAAUACUUCGAGAAACUCGAGAAAGACGAAGCAAAACAAAUGCACAAUCAACAGAAAUCAGGUUCUCGAUCUGACUCACGUGAGGAUGAAAUUUCUCCACCUCCGCCCAUGAACCCAGUGGUGAAGGGCCGACGGCGGCGCGGGGCAAUUAGUGCUGAGGUUUACACUGAAGAAGAUGCUGCGUCCUAUGUGAGAAAGGUAAUUCCUAAGGAUUACAAGACUAUGGCAGCUCUGGCCAAGGCCAUUGAAAAGAAUGUGCUGUUCUCGCAUUUGGAUGACAAUGAAAGAAGUGAUAUUUUUGAUGCAAUGUUUCCAGUCACUUACAUUGCUGGUGAAACUGUCAUUCAACAAGGUGAUGAAGGCGAUAACUUCUAUGUCAUUGAUCAAGGAGAGAUGGAUGUUUACGUUAACAACGAAUGGGUAACCAGUAUUGGGGAAGGUGGCAGUUUUGGAGAACUUGCAUUGAUUUAUGGAACCCCAAGAGCAGCAACUGUCAGAGCAAAGACCAAUGUGAAAUUGUGGGGUAUUGACCGGGACAGUUAUAGAAGAAUCUUAAUGGGAAGUACAUUAAGAAAGAGAAAGAUGUAUGAAGAGUUCCUUAGUAAGGUCUCCAUUUUGGAAUCUCUGGAUAAAUGGGAGCGUUUGACUGUGGCUGAUGCACUGGAACCAGUACAGUUUGAAGAUGGACAGAAGAUUGUCGUGCAAGGAGAACCGGGCGAUGAAUUUUUCAUUAUUUUAGAGGGUACAGCAGCUGUGUUACAGCGCAGGUCAGAAAACGAAGAGUUUGUAGAAGUUGGAAGAUUGGGGCCAUCAGAUUAUUUUGGUGAGAUUGCUCUUCUGAUGAAUCGUCCCCGCGCUGCCACUGUGGUGGCACGUGGUCCAUUGAAGUGUGUGAAACUGGACAGACCUCGGUUUGAACGUGUCCUGGGUCCUUGUUCCGACAUACUCAAACGAAACAUCCAGCAGUACAACAGCUUUGUAUCGCUGUCUGUCUGAAAUCUUCUCCUCCACUGCUGCAGCAUCUGCCAGAGCGAACUGCCUCACUUGUCUAAAAUGCCGCUUCCUGUGGCAAGACCACCACCAGUCCCACAGCUUCCUAAUCGUCAGAGAAAGCAUUCCCUUUGUAGCAUUCAAUGUCACAUUUGCUUUGCGUGUUUCUCACAUUGCAUCAGCUUUCUACACAGUCAAAACAGCUUCAUCUAAGAUUUUUUUUUUGUUUGGUGCUUGUAUGUAGAACUCCUCCCAUUGGUUCUUAUUUAUAAAAAUUAAAACUUUGCUGUUUUAACUGAACAGUGUGAUUGAUACCCAGAAAAUAAAGCUUUAGGUUGGUGAUAUGAGCAGAGGAUUUUGAACCCUUUAACUUGCUCUGUUUCAAGGUAUGUUGUAGUGCAUUCAUGAGCCUUGAAUCUCUAAAAAUUGUACACCUGGAAAAUCUUGGGUUUUAGGCUGGACAGUUUCAAAAUUAUUUUUGGGACAUCUCAAGUUAACGUGUUUUUCAUUUGGCCAAGGCAAAAUGCUAAAAUAUGAAUAUACUCUAAAAUAUUUCUAUGUAGCAUUUGCACUUGACAAUACAGUGCUGGGGGAGGUGGGGGGGGUGGACGGUGAAAACAUCUAAAGUGAGAUGUUAGAUUUUUCUUCACGUCUUAGUUUUAAGAAAAAAAUUACAUUUUAACUUUUUUCUUGGAAGCAAUUUUAAAAGCAUUCGAAAUUGUGUUUCUUUUUAAAAGUAGCUUCAGAUCUUGCUUUGAGGGUUCUAUUGGCCUGUGAUUUUUGUCAAAUUUAUUCGCAUCACUCCAUUUGCACACCGUUUCAUUCAGAUCUUCUUAUCAAAAGCAUAAGGUAAAAGCUUGUUUUUUUUUUUGGUCACUAAUUUCUGACAUAAUUUAGUAGUCUCCCAAAUAUUUAAUGGUACCUGCUUCUCUCUGUGCAGCAGUUGUAGCAAAAUCUUUGCUUGCCAAAAGGUUAAUGUACAUUUAUAUUCACUUAUAUACAGUUCAAAUUUCUAAAAAAGCAACAUUAUUAUAACUCAGUCUCAGUAGGUAAUAGGAUCUCAUUUGUUUUGGCAAUCAGAUGCUUUUGAUACUGUAUUCUUAUGGAUGCUGGCCUUGGAAGUAGUGAAGAUUUGUAUAUAUUACAGAAAUCUUGCAAUAAUAGACAUACCAGGCUCUCAGCCCAUAUCAUUGUACACUUUUAACAACUGAGAACUACUCCUUUCUCAUUAGCCUCCCUUCCUGACAGCAGAAGCUAAAUUCUCUAAUACUCUUGGGUGUAUUUGACAUGCAGUUAGAAAGUCACCAGUUCUCAGUCUGACUUGUUUGCUUUUCUUGUGUGUUUUGCCAGUAGCGAAGGAGCACUGCAUAGAGGUACACUCUGCCAUUCCAUCUCCAAUGGGGAAAUUAAAAUAGUCUUGCUAAACUUGAAAUGUGCUUCCUGCUGCACAGUGAUGGAGUUUUAUUGCUGUAAGCUGUAGAAACUUGUGCAGCCUAAAUUGAGAUUAAUACGCAGUGUUGAAUUCUGCAGGGAUGGAUUAACAAAGCUAGAUAUGUUGACCUGCUCUAUACCGGGUAAGACAUAACUGAUUUAGUUGAAAGGCUUUGCAUGCUUCAGAUAAUUUUACAUUUACUGGCAUAAAGUAGAAGUACAGAUUUUGCUGAUCACUUGUUUUUGAGAUUAAGUGUAUUGCCUUUCCUGAAGUAGGGCAGCAAACAUGGUCAGUAGUUGCUAUUUGCCAGGGCAAUAAUUUGAAACAUUGACUGCAGACAAUCUCAAUCAUACAUUGAUAAAGUUGGAAAAUUUUUUUGGGAAUAUGUCUGUAAUAUAUUGACACUCCCAUAUUUGAUAAGUAACUUUUUUAAUCUGUAUUUUUUUAAGUGAUCCUGCUAGUGACCAUGAUAACUAUUUAAUUCAGAAUACAUAAUUUACAGAUUGAUUUUUCUCCCUAAUUUUAUGUACAAUUGGCUUUCAAUUUGUUGAGACAGAGCCAGUGAAAUGGUUACAAAAUUAACCUUUUAUGUAUUAACCAGAUGUAAUUUCAUUCCAAGAGCAAAAAAGUAAACAUUCCUUUUUGGUAACACACCAGUACCAUUCUCACAGGUACUGGUGCAGGUACUGUGUGCAUUUGUACUUGACCAGCCCUGGCAGCGCAAUGUUGGGUGAUGGCAUCCUAAGUCUUCUGCAGUCCUGACCCAGCCUAUAAACUAUCUACUGCUACUUGGUUCUUAUUAAUAGCACUGGACAUGUUUGGAUGUUAAGUCGUUGUCCUGUGCUAGACUGGGAUGGUGCGAUGUGGUUUCUAUUUAAAUGAAGAUUAAUGGCUGACAUUUAAGUUGGUGCAAUGCUUUCGUACCCAUGUAUUUUGUGUUUAAUUAUAGUUGCACUUCUUUGCUGUUCACAGUAGCUGGCACUGUUGUUCCAUUAUUGGCAAACACCAGAGCUCAGCUGACAUUUAUACAAGUGUACACCCGGACACACUAGUAAAAUGCAGAAACCAAAAACUGGAUGUUUGAUCCCUAACUAGCUGACAGACUGGCAUCCUGAAAUGUACUACAACAGCUUUUUAGCAUGGCAUGACAUGCAAUUUUAUUUCAAGAAGGCUAAAACUCAUUGCUGAGUCUUAAUGACAUUUCAGUAUCUCUUAGCUUUGUAUUACAUGUGCUCAUUUCACACACAUUUUACAAAUUCCACACAGCUGUAAUUAGAUGAAAUUAUAUCCAUUAUUCUAUAUACAAUGAUUUAGACUAGAAUAAUUGUUUUAGAUUGUACAGCAAGCUGAAACUAAAUUGCUUGGAGUUGGGUUGGACAUAGGGUAUUCAUAGAUUUUCCUCUGCUGGCAUUGUAUUUCCUCAUGUAAUUAUACCAAAUUUAUUAGGCACCAAUAUUGCUGUUAGUGAGAACCUGAUGAAAAGUUGGUCAUUUCAGCUAUCUGUGCAAUGUGCACAGUACAAAUAAUUAGAUGUAACUUGCAUGUUUUUAGCAGCUUAUCCAUGCACUUUUCAAGAUGCUGUGUUGUGUGAAUAAGGUGCAUAAAAAUCUGUGUAUAAACAAAGACUAGUUGUGUGUUGAGGGCCUCAUGACUUUCACUUGAGUAGAUGUUGGCAGGGGCCAGUUCCAUUUUACUGCAAUUGAAGUAAUAGUUUUUGCAGGGUGGGAGUGGUGGUGAUUUUUGUUUGGUAUCGGAGUAAUGCCUCGAGUAAUCAUGCUCUAGCAAUUAUGAAUGUCAUGUCCAAUUCUUCUGGUUGUGGCAGUGAGUCACAUUUAUUGAGCUUUUGUUAAAUAGAAAACUGCAAAUUGGACUUUUGAGUAACUUUUAAUGCCUGAUGUUAAUUAGAAUUCCUCUUCUAAUGAGUUAAUUCCUGUUUCAUCAACUUAAACUUGCUUGGGAAUUAAGAGUUGAGAGUACGGCUGAAAUGUAUUAACCUAAUUUGGUUUGAUAAUCUGAGCAUGGACAAAAUUAAGUCAGCUGCUUAUUGGAGGUGUCCUUCCAAAUAUACUGCUAUGUUGCAUGGAUGAAAUCUAUUACUUUAUAUUUAAUUUUUUCUUUUAUCUUGAUAAUUGAAAAAAUUAGCAAAGUAGAUGAAUGUUAUCCCAGGAUUGAGUUUACCAUUACUUUUGAUUACCAGUAAGAGUGACAUUAACACCGUAUUCCAGUAAUUUUGAAACUUAGUGUCCAACUGCAACAACCAAAUCACCCAGCGGAUUAUCUUUGGCUUGCUGCACAUUCUUAAGGUUUUUAUUUACCUAAAUAAUUUUAUUAUAAAGCAGCUGAUAAAUUUAUUGAAUAAUCUGAUGCAGUUGAAGCUUUAUCUAUCGUGUGCAAUCAGAACUGUACGUACCAACGACCACGGUUUAAUGUAGUUUGCCUUAGCUAUCUUAUGUGGGGAUCAGAGACAUCCUCAGCUAGCUUACCUACAAAGAAAUUACAAAGUGAGAAUACAGUGUGAUAAUAUGUAGAUUAUCCAAGGACCAUUUUUUGUAUUGUUCCCAAUGACUGUAUAAGAUCAGAUGUAUGUGCUAAAAUAAUCCUUUUGUUAUAGAGUGUCCUAAUGACGACAGGUCAAGCAAUAAAAGUUAAUUCUUAAAAAGAAAA
Messenger RNA from Stegostoma tigrinum, 5464 nucleotides. RefSeq names its product cAMP-dependent protein kinase type I-alpha regulatory subunit. Lineage: Eukaryota; Metazoa; Chordata; Chondrichthyes; Orectolobiformes; Stegostomatidae. The transcript is spliced from 11 exons. Gene Ontology annotation, molecular function: cAMP-dependent protein kinase regulator activity. Gene Ontology annotation, biological process: regulation of protein phosphorylation. Gene Ontology annotation, cellular component: cAMP-dependent protein kinase complex. The record is from RefSeq and is a predicted model, not a curated record. Bases 232 to 1374 code for a protein of 380 amino acids.